Molecule: messenger RNA, 3147 nt
Organism: Culex quinquefasciatus (southern house mosquito)
Lineage: Eukaryota; Metazoa; Arthropoda; Insecta; Diptera; Culicidae
Source: RefSeq, a predicted model, not a curated record
GCCUGUCUCUCAUCAGUCGUGUAUCCAUUCAGUCGAGUACGAUCGUUGACCGCGUCGAGACGCCUACUCCCGGUUCGUCGUCGUUUGUUCUGCGCGGUUCCACACCCCCUCUGUUCACCAGGUCGAGAGCACUGCAAAAAAGGGCCAAUGUUUUUGUUUUGGGGCGAAAGCUUCGUGAAAAAGCUUCGUCGUUAAGGUGACACGCAUUACGUCGCGCGUUAAGGUGAAACGUGUCAGCAAGUGACGGAAUUUGCCAGUGUUUACUUUGAUUAUAUCACGCGUUGAGUUAGGGGGAGCCUUCGUAGACUGCUCGCGAGCAACAAUAUUGUAUUGUUUUGGGUAGCUCGCGCGUAUGCAGCGCAAAGUUGGGGCUCUGCUGGCAGUGUUGGUGCACGGGUUGUGCGGGAAUGUGUUUGUGAGAUUGCGCACGGGGCACCACCUCAUUAAAAAAAUCUCGGCGCGAAUGAGAUUGAGGAAGUGUCUGCGGAGGUGUGCCAAUCGACGUAUUGGUAACUGAAAGAAAAACAAAAGCGUUGAAAGGGAUUAGCGAAGAGGCACAAAGAGAAGAGUGUGGGACAGCUGCAAACAUACAUAGGCGUAAAGGUUAAUGCACAGUCCGUGUAAAUCGGUAUUGGUAAAUACGGCGAUAAAGGUGUCGAGCUAAAGAUCAUCGUCAACGUUGGCGUGUUGUUUUCGGGAAGUGACUCGACAUCAGACCAGUUGCCAAGAUGGCUAGACAAUACCAGCGUGGCCACCCCAACAACCCCCUUUCCUCCGAGCAGCCAUUGAUUCGAUCAAACGCCGAAAUAAUUAGCCCCAGCGAUGGCCUCAACGCUUGCGUCCCCACCAUCAGCCGCCGGGUCAACGGUGACUCCGCAGUCGGUUGUGGUUCUUCGCGCGCCGGAACCGCCGUCCGGUGCUGGUGAAAAGGUGGCCGAAGUUCGUACCGGGCUGAAGACCCUUUCGAACGAUCUGGGCGAACUGCUGGUUCGCAACCUGAGCCUCAAGCGGAACGAAGAAUUGGUCGGUGAGGUAGAACAGAACAACGGUGACAGUGUGAGCUUGAUCGGGAAGAAUCGGGUGAAUAACCGGAACUCGUUGUGCGACACGUUCAGUUCGGUGAACAAGCUGAUCAAGCUCAAGCGGGUCUCGAGUGAUUUGAGCGGGUACGGCGGUGGGAAGAGUUUGGGAGGGAGUGAUGUGCACAGCAUAAAUCCGCCGCCACAGGCCAAGUUCAAGCGGGUUGAAGUUUGUGUGCAGGAGUUGCCUAGGGAGUUGGUGGCACCGCGGAAGAGUGUCAUAGUGAAUCAGUUUGACCAGCUGGAGCUGGAUGAGGGCGGUGAACCACUUGUGAUAGAUCAAGCUAGCAGUGAGCUACCGAAGGUAGAGGAAGGAAUUGCUCGAAGAAUCCCGGGAAUUGAGUCUAGUGAAAGUGUUGGGAAAGUAGUUCGUCGUCGGGCUCACCACCCUGCCAAGGGCGGCAGGGGCUCAACGCUGGAGUCCGUUGAGGAAGAGCAGCAGCGGUACAACCGGAGAAGCUUGCAGUGGCCACUGGGCCUGGGGGAUUGGGGCACGGAAGUGAAAAUUGUCGGCCAACAAGACGAAGAAGAGGAGGAAGAAUUUUCGGGUGAUAACGGGGAGGAACGCAGGGGAAGAAACCGGAACCACUUUCGGCACUCGUGGAACGCGCCCGGAUACGAUCUGCUGCUGGACGAGGAGCGGCGCAGCGGAGAGGAUUCCAGGAGGGACUUUGCAUCGAUCGUGCACAACCUGGCUGGCCUACGGAGCGCCCUCACCAAUGGGGGAACCGCCCACCUUCACCAUCACCCCCAGAACCAGCAUGAGUCGGCGUCGCUGCUGGAGUCACCACACUCGCCUCAAAUCACCGCCGGAUCCGGCAACGGUGGCGGAGGACCCAAAUCUACCCCGGUGGUGGCGGUACCGGCUUCCGGCUGUGUCGUUCCACCCUCAUCGGUAGUUCCGGGCGAGGGUUCGCACGUGCCAGUUUCGCUCGGAGGUCCCGUUCCGCGCAAACGUCGACUGGAGGCAUUUCUCAAAAGUCUGGUCGGCCGGCGACCCUCGAAGGAACCUCCGCCGGCACCUCCCGCGGCGCCGCCACCCCCACCGACUGCUGCAAUGACUCCUCCUCCGUUGCUUCCCUCGCCGGAGAUUAAAAUCAGCAGAAGCCCCUCGGAUCACAACCUGGCCGAGAUGACGCGAAGUCGACUGAACAUUUCCACCACUUCGCUCAGCUCGGUCCAUCAGCGGUUGUGGUCCGUGGUGCCACUGCUGAAGAAGGACGUCAGCUGCACCAGUCUGGCCCCGCCCAAGUCGGUUCCGCUGCUGGGCGGGGGUUCCUCCUCCUCGCCCCCAACCGGAAUGCGCAAGUGUGAAACGGUCCUCGCGUUAACUCACUCCAUGCAAACGCUUGAGCAGCAGCCGAUCCAACCGAAGAAUCGGCUCCGCAAUUGUGCUUCGGUGGCCACGUGCUCCCGUUGUUCUAGUCUUCUAUCGCUGGCCGCGGCCGGUUCCCGCUACUCGCUGAACCUGUCCAACGGCGGGUUCGUGCCGGUUCCCGGUGGAACUACUCAAACCACCACCACCACCAACUCGGGUGGCACCGGCAAGCACGUCGGCAGCUUGCUUCGACUGGCCUCCACCAAGGGCUCCGGAACGUCCUCGUCCUCCUCGUGCUCGGCAAACUCGUCACCGUGUGCUUCCUCGUCGUCCUCCUCGUCGCUGUCGAAAAGCAGCACCAGCAGCGGAAGCCGGACGUCCGUUACGUCCAAGGCGGCCAUGCUGGGGGCUGGCAGUGUUCCCGAAAGUAGUAGUCCUUUGGUGGCGGUGGCGACGCUGUCCAGGUUUACCUGCAAGCUGUGUUUGGGCGAGUACGGAUCGGAGAACCUGACCCGGAUUUCGCAGUGCGGGUGCUCGUUCUGCACGGAGUGCAUGACGGCGUACGUCGAGUUCGAGAUCUCCGAGGGUGCGUACGAGGUGUCCUGCCCGGAUGCGAUGUGCCCCGCCCAGGGCAUCAUCACGAUCAGUGAAAUCACGACACUGGCCUCGGCCUCGCUGGUGGAAAAGCACCACCGGUAUCGACUGAACAGGGGUAAGUUCCAUCUGAGGGGCAUCAUGCAAUUAUUUUAA